Molecule: messenger RNA, 417 nt
Organism: Alternaria ethzedia
Lineage: Eukaryota; Fungi; Ascomycota; Dothideomycetes; Pleosporales; Pleosporaceae
Exons: 2
Coding region: 1-417 (138 amino acids)
Biological process (GO): mitochondrial respiratory chain complex III assembly
Cellular component (GO): Cbp3p-Cbp6 complex; mitochondrion
Molecular function (GO): ribosome binding
Source: RefSeq, a predicted model, not a curated record
AUGGCGAAUACUAUAACAAAGCAAUACACCCGCCUCCUCACUCUCUGGCCAAAAGACGCUCUGCGCCCAAAUUUACCCUUCACACGCGCAAUCGAGCAUCAUGGCAAACCAUUCGGCGUCCAACCCAUAACACCCACCCCCGAAGAGGGCGCAAAGCCCCAAGCGCCCGCGCCCACAACACCGGCCGCAUCUUCGCCGCCUGCGAAUCCCAAGCUCGAGCAAGCCCAAGUAAACGCACUAUUCUCGUUACUAGAGAACCGAUAUAGCACAAAGUAUGCGCUAUCACCGGGUGUACUGAAGCCAACAUCUGCGCCGGAGCACUAUACCAGACUGAUGGAGGAGAUCGAGCGGGCGCCUCAGAAGACAUGGUGGGAGGCCAAACUGGAUCAGUGGAAGAUGAAGAUUCGAUGGUCUUGA